UAUAAAGACCUACCUUAAAAGGCUGUGUGGUUUGCAAUUAAAUAGUAUUUUCUACUCCACAGUAUUUUUGCCUUUGUACUUUCUUUAAACAUGAAAGAGUCUGCAUCUUGAUCAAAGUCAAUUUUUAUAAUGAAGUGUAAUUAUUCUUUUGCAUAUACCCUGUAUAUAAGUACAAGGCAGGUCUGGAAAAUGAUACUAUUAAGAAAACAUAGUAUUUUUAAGUGGUUGUAGAUACCAGGAAAUCAUUAAUCAUUCUCAAUAUUUUUUAUUUAAAGUCUCUCAUAUUGAUUUGUUAAUUUACUGACUUUCAGAAUAUAGAUUUGAAAAGGAUCUUGAAAUAAAUAUGGAAUAAUUAUCAAAACAUGUCUGAGAAUAUAAUUUUUCUUAUGACCCCUAUUAGAGGGUGUAUAUACCAAAUAUUUUAUUCAUGAUUAAUGAUCAAGUAUUAAUAAUGAUCACACAUAAAAGUAGAUCUUUCCAUUUAUUCUGUUUUAGCUAUUCUGCAGAACUAUCUCUCUAGAAUAAAAAACUAUAACAAUACUUUUGUCUAUAAAGAAUUUAACAUAAAAUUUUAUAUCAAGUGGUCUAUCAAACAAUUUAUAAAAUAGAAUAUUAUUAAUAAUUUGUUGAUGCAAUGGAUAUUGAAGAUUAUAUAUCUAUAAAUAAGAAAGUUUUACAAAUAGUUGGAUUUUAUCCAACAAAUAAAGUGCGGAGUUUUUUCUGUAUAUCGUGUAUGUUUCCUAUUAUUAUACCACAAAUAAUACAAAUUUAUCAAGACUGGAAUGAUUUAAGUAUAGUCCUAGAAGUCAGUUCAGUAUUAUUUAUGAUAUUACUUGGUAUGUCAAAAGCACUGGUAUGCACUGUAAAUAGUUCUAAUGUGGAAAUUCUUAUUAAUUUUUUAUUAACGGAUUUUUGGCAAUCUGCAAUAAAGAAUUUAUUUUAUGGAAACCUAGAAAAAUAUGCAAUACAAGCUAAAAAUAUUACAAAAGGAUAUUUGUUUUUAAUAUUUAAUGUCUUGCUAGUAUUUUUCACAUUACCAUUGAUUGAUGUAUUUAUUCUGGAGUAUAAAGGAAUGCUUGGAAAUGAUUCCAAUCAUCUUCCUUUUAUGGCAUUAUAUCCUGAUUCCUUUUAUAAAUUCCCACUGUAUGAGAUUGCUUACAUCUCUCAAAUAAUAGCAACUUCUAUCUGUGGUCUUCUUUUAUUGGCAAUAGACACUUUGAUAGCUACAGCUGUAAUCCACACAUGUGGUCAUUUUGUAACAUUACAAAAAAGUCUAAACAAUUUAAAUAAAAGUUGUAACCUGGUAUAUUCUAUAUCAUUUAAAAAUUUUAGUUUAAUAUUAUUUUUGCAAACUAUGUCUAGUAGUCUGAUAAUCUGUCUAGUAGGCAUACAAGUUAGCACUAGUGGUUUAACAGAUGGUACUAAAUCAAUGAAAUAUUUUUCCUAUUUAAUCAUGGCACUAUCUCAAUUGUUAUUGUUUUGUUUCCCUGGUGAUCAACUGAUCUAUCAGAGUUCUAUGGUUAGCAAAACUAUAUAUUCCAUUGAGUGGUAUCAGACAUCUGUCCCAAUAAAGUCUGAAGUAUGUAUGAUGAUAUUACGAAGUCAGAAACCAAGUUACAUUACAGCUGGAAAAUUUUAUGUGAUGCAUUUAGAAAAUUUUAAUGCGAUUUUGAAUACUUCUCUUUCAUAUUUUAUGGUUCUUAAGAAUUUUAACACAUAG
Molecule: messenger RNA, 1720 nt
Organism: Vespula vulgaris
Lineage: Eukaryota; Metazoa; Arthropoda; Insecta; Hymenoptera; Vespidae
Product: odorant receptor 13a-like
Exons: 8
Coding region: 635-1720 (361 amino acids)
Biological process (GO): detection of chemical stimulus involved in sensory perception of smell; sensory perception of smell
Cellular component (GO): plasma membrane
Molecular function (GO): olfactory receptor activity; odorant binding
Source: RefSeq, a predicted model, not a curated record